Molecule: messenger RNA, 354 nt
Organism: Spirometra erinaceieuropaei
Lineage: Eukaryota; Metazoa; Platyhelminthes; Cestoda; Diphyllobothriidea; Diphyllobothriidae
Source: the annotation of a GenBank genome assembly
AUGAAGGUACUAACAAACCAAAACGCCCCCAGAAACCCCAGGGCCGUGCAGCAGCUCUCCAGCGGAAAAGCACCCGGAUCAGACGCAAUCCCUGCUGAGAUCUACAAACACGGAGGUCCCCAACUCAUGGAUCACCUGACUGCGCUCUUCCAGGAGAUGUGGCGUCAAGGUGAAGUCCCGCAAGAUUUCAAAGACGCAACAAUCGUGCAUCUAUACAGGCGAAAGGGGAACCGCCAAAGCUGCGACAAUCACCGUGGCAUCUCCUUGCUGAACAUCACCGGGAAGAUCUUCGCUCGCAUCCUUCUCAACCGCCUCAAUAACCAUCUGGAACAGGGCCUUCUACCGGAAAGCUAA